CCAUGUAGUAGCAUUAUUAUUUAAAUUAGAAGCAGCUUCACGUUAAAAAUUACACAAAACUUCUCCUACAAGUAUCUUGUGUACUAGGAAAAAAUGCAAAAAAUCUGUUCAACCUGCUCCAUUGCAGCUCAUAAUUUUUGCCGACCUCAAAAAAAUUUUUUAUAAAAAGUUUUGGCUGUAAAGCUACCUUUAAAAAAACACUUUUCCAACAAUAAUCCAAUGGAUGGUGAGCACCGCUUAACAGCUAAAGAGAUGGAAAAACUUUUUUAAAAAAUUUUUACGAGUAUUAAUCUUACAGAAUUUAUGUCUGUUGAAUAUGACUCUAGUGCUACUGAAACUUCAUCUGUUGAAUAUGACUCUAGUGCUACUGAAACUUCAUCUGUUGAAUAUGACUCUAGUGCUACUGAAACUUCAUCUGUUGAAUAUGACUCUAGUGCUACUGAAACUUCAUCGGAGACUUCAUCUGACUCUAGUGCUACUGAAACUUCAUCGGAGACUUCAUCUGACUCUAGUGCUACUGAAACUUCAUCGGAGACUUCAUCUGACUCUAGUGCUACUGAAACUUCAUCGGAGACUUCAUCUGACUCUAGUGCAACUGAAACUCUAGUAUAAAUUAUAAUAUUGAAACUUCAUCGGAGACAAAAGAGACAACACUUCCUUAAACUCUCACAUAGAUAUAUGAUCCAACAAGUAUAAAUUUAUCUGAGGAUAAGUUGAUCAUUUUUUGCAAGUAUAUAUAACAAUUAUAAAAAUGAUAAUAAUCAAAGACAGUAUAAUAACUUAUGCAACCAAACAAAAACACAAUCAUUGAAUCCUGUUUGGAU
Messenger RNA from Hydra vulgaris (swiftwater hydra), 824 nucleotides. RefSeq lists its product as uncharacterized. NCBI's taxonomy places the organism in Eukaryota, Metazoa, Cnidaria, Hydrozoa, Anthoathecata, Hydridae. The record is from RefSeq and is a predicted model, not a curated record.